AUGGCUAAGAAGUCGAUUUUGCAUGAACUUUACGUAUUUUCAGAAUGGAAACCCGAACCAGAAUAUAUUCAAAAACCUGAUUAUAUAGUUCCCGACAAUUUAACAGCACUUUGGAGAUGGCUUAAAUUUUUUGGUCCGAAAAAAAGCUUGAUAGACAGUGUUCAUGUGCAUACAGAGAAAAAACAGAAGUGGCAUAUAGCACUUGGAGAUGAGGGAAAAGUUGUUGCUGUACUGACUGAAAACAUACUUGAGAUAAGAACGAAACGGUCUGACUAUGCUACAAUUGCUGCAAGAACCACAGUUUCCAGAGAUCCCUAUUCUCAAUGGAGGAAGGUGGUAUGGAGUCCAGAUUGCUCAUUUUUAGUGAUUGCAUAUGGAAAUGGAAUAGUCAGUUUUUUUGACCUCACAGCAUCAAAUCUUUUUAAUAUACCUAUUGACUGUUCGAGGCCAGGCGGACUAGAAUGUACAGAUAACACACAUGCUGUCUCUGAAAUUAUAUUUAUGCCUCUCCGAGUUAAAGACACAAAAUGGAAUUGGGAAGUGUUAGUGAUCACCUACGAUGGCAAACUACGUUGCUUUAUUGUCUCGCAAACUGAAGGCUUCAAGCUGCAUCAUACUUUUCUUUUUCCUGGAGGUGUAUCUGCAGCGGCGUAUUGUGUACCUCACUCAAUUCUCUAUAUUGCUGGUGUUCCACAGGUUGAUUACAAGAAGGAUGCAAGUUCUCCUUUGAGCUGCGGAUUAAGUGCAUGGCGUAUCCUAAAUGACGAACCAUAUUAUAAACUCUCGGUUGUCUCUGACGAGCUCCAUGCCAAGGUAGCGAAUGAGCGUUACAAACUAUAUAUCCCCUGGGUCUAUUCCAAAAAUAUGAAUAUCGUAGUUCAAAUGAUGCCAUCCCCUGACUCUUCGAAGCUUGUUUGUAUUCACUGCAAUGGCGAUAUUUCCAUUUGGAAGCUGCCUAUAUUGAAAAGGGAAUAUCAGCACAAAUUGAUAGAACAAAGCGGUUACGCUUUACAAAACCCUUUGCAUAAGAACCAUGAUACGAAAGACCAGAUGUUAUAUUACCCAGCUGAUGUUAAUUGGUGGAGUAACCAGGAAGUAAUAGUAUCGCGAUUUAGUGGCGCUGUGUCUGUAUGCUCAAUAGAAGACAUGAUGAAUAUCCUGGGAAAGCAGCCGGAGUUUUUCCAGGGUACUCCACAGGUAAGAUGUGCUCAUGAUGGCGCUUUCGUAGCUUUGGAGUGUGAGACAAAUGUGCUGCCUCCAAACAAGACUAGUCCCGAAGACUCGAUGAUGGUAGCAAAAGCGGAUGCUGAUGAGGAAAAUUCUAUGUUAGAAGUGACGAAAGAGAUAAUGAAGUCUGUUCUAUAUGCAAUCACUGACAUGGAGGCAUUUCAGCCUAAGCCCAAGAAGAUUACGAUCGUCUCUCGGGUGUAUCGUCUUCUGGGGGUCAAGAGUACUACGCCAAACGAACUCUUUUCUAGAAAGAUUGAAAGUGGAAAAUAUACGGAGGCACUUACGCUGGCUGAUACCUUUGAUCUCGAUAGCGACUUAGUCUACCAACAGCAAUGGAGAAAAAAUCCCGUUUCAACAGAUGCUAUUCAAAAAUUUUUGAGUAAAAUAACAAAGAAGAUCUGGGUCGUGCAUCAAUGUGUUGACCGUCUGCCUGAGAGCCUAUCUGCAGCGCGUGACCUCCUCGACUUUGGUCUUAAGCUCACGUGUGCUGAAAUUCUGGAUGAAAUCAACAAGGACCUCCCGGAAGACGAGUGGAAGUAUCCAGACGACAUCGAUCUAGAAGAUCUAAAUGGGUAUACAAGUGAACUAUUGCGCUGUAGACACGUCAUGAUCUUUUACAAAGAGAGGCUUAAUCUGUAUGAGGCCAUAUUAAAAUGUGAAAAAUCCACGUACAUAAAGGACGAAUACCAUAGACUACGCAGCAAUAGCGUAGUUCACAGUGCUAUGGAAAUCGCCAAAGAAGGUCGCAUAGAGGCGCUCACAUGCUUAUGGCCUUACAUUAAGAGCUUAAAUAUGCAACUCGAAGUCUUAAAUAGAAUACCGGAGUCAGCGAAUCCUAUAGAAUUCCAACACUUAUUACCGACUAAAGAGCCAAGGAUUUGGUUUGAAAAGAAAUCUCCAAUUAAAAUCAAACCUUCUGAACAUGAGAACGAUUGGUGUAAAAGAGAAGUUUUUAGAUCCAUCUGGAGUUCAAACUGGUCAGAAGACACCACUCCCGAUACGGAGUCAUCUCUAUCUGAUUCAGACAUUUCAAGUUGGUAUGAGAGACGUGCGAGGGAGAUAGAAAAUCGUAGUGGACUGGUCUCUCACGCCCUCAUGUUAAUAUCGAUCGCAACUGUGGGAGGGGGUGUGAAAGGAUUAGAUACGAUCCUAUUUAAUCUUCUCACCUUGGAUACAUUGUUAUAUGACUUAAACGUUGAAAAUGUAACGCUUGCUGAUUUAGAACAAAUUGAUGUUAUUGGCAUCUGUAAAUUGUUGACUAAGCUGUCCACAACGGAAACAUUUGUAGCGGACCUGAGGUCGUAUGUGUGUCCGUUUUUGAAACGCCAUGAGGUGUUCGUACAACAAGAGGGUCUGGCUGUUACCAAUUUGAUCACGUUUCUAGAGACUCUUAGCACGGACGACCUUACACUUACGCUGGAGGUGUUCAAAGCUAAGCGUGAAUUCUCGCUAGACAUGUUGACAACCGUCGAAUUAGCCGAGCGCUGUGUUUUGGCGCAUGCGCACACUCAUCAACUACACAUGGCAUGUGAUCUGUUACACUGUAUGCUUAAAGAAACCGAUGGAACAAUCUCGAACACAUGCUUACUGCGCCGUGUAUCGGAACUGGAAAAGAUAGUAGCUGGCUGCACGAAAUUAACUUGGCGGGGCGUGGCCGUGGCACCGAGGGACUUGCGCGAUGUACUCGCACAUCAGGAUCAAUGCGUACGGCUUCUCACACGCCUCGCUAGGUCACACCAAGUUGACCCUCUUACAACAGAAAAAGCGAAACACCGCGAAUGGAAUAACAUCCUCAAGGAUAUGUUGGAUCUGCAGACUACAAUCUUUGGUUGUGUAACGCGUGAAAAGUGCUAUGAGAUCUACGCUUCAGCACUUCUGACAUCUGGAGAUCCAGAUAGUAUCCGUUUUUCGGCAGAGGUACUCACUUGUACACCCCUUAUGCAAUUCGGAUCCCAUAUGAUAAACUACGAGCAAACUGUUAAACUCGUUCUCAACGCCGCCAGGGAGUAUUUUAAUUCAGCCUCUUCUCUCAUAGACCCGGAAUUGCAAUUGGCUACAUUAUGUUUGAAAUUAAUUGAACGUGGCAACACUGAAGUGGAACAGGAAAUUGAUUUGAUUGAAGCUUUACCUACGCUAAACGCGUUCCGAAUCAAGUUGCUUCCUAUACAAGUGCGCCUUUGCGAGGAUCGCAUGAAACUAAUUGAAGAUUGUCUAAGUGCUGAGCCAAGUGCGUUUCUGGCUAGCGAGAAACUCCUCCAGAUUGCUCAGAUGUUGCGAGUUGCUGGCGAUGACGAAGAAGCUCGAGAAGGAAUGGUCCUGACAAGGAUUUGCGAGCACGCAAUGCGCGCUGAUGCAGCAGGAGGCCAGACAGCGGUGUCGGGUGCGCGACGCCUAGCUGCGUUGCGUUGGGCUGGUGCCGCUCACGUAUUGGCGAGUGUAGCCCGAGCUGCGCCGGCGCACACUGCUGCACAUCUACGCCGAGAUCUAUUGGCUGCCGCUCUUACGUUUUGCCCCCCGCAGGAUCUGGAACAAGUGCUUUCAUCGAGGUUAAAUCUGGAAUACGAGAGCCUGAAACCGAAGUCCGUUCAAGUAGAAUCCAACUAUUACAGCUACCGUUGGCCCUCCACAGAUGACGAGUUUUCAGACGCAGUUGGUACGCCCGCUUCAGAGAAGAAAGAUUUUAUGACUCCCGUUCAGGAGAAAAAGCCGUUACUCAACUACCUUGUGGACACCAUUCAAAAUAAAUUUGCUAGCGGUGAUAAAUCGUCAGAGAUAGAAAGCGAGACGGUUCAACGUAAAGUUCACUGCCAAGAAUUCUACUCAACACUUUACUCUAAUUUAGAAGUAUCCCCGAGUUUUUACCGGUACGACCGGUUCUCGACUGAAACACAACUCGAUGCGCACGACUCGCCUCAUUCACGUCUAAAGUUCUACUAUAUACAAAACUGUCUUGGUGAUGUAGCCAUGCCAAUUAGUGAUAAUGAGGGCGAAGUUGUUCAAAAAUGUGCGGACGACAUCUUGUACAAGGACACAGCGCUUAGUGUCGCAUGCUUACUGCGGUCGACGCAAGAUUACGCCCGAUACAAGCAGCACUUACAAACGCUGUACACGGAGUGCGCUGUGAGCGCAGCCCUUUACGUCAUCCUCCUUAAAUGCAACUCGCCAGACCUACGCGAUAACGUAUAUCUUGCCAGACCGCGAGAUAUGGCAAUAGCAACGCUAAAGGAGAACAACGCGAACGAGGAGCAAAUGUCAAUAAUACGAGAAUGUAUAAAGAAACUAAGUGCUAUGGGAGAAGUUAAUCAGCUUCGUGCGUUAGGAGUCAGCGUCAAUGCGCUUAUGUUCAACGCAGACGAGGACUACCGUCGCGAGGUCAUCUAUAGGCUUGCCAAGUCCAACUCCGAAGAUCAUGCGCGCCUCGCGUGUAGUCUGGCUAUGAAGUAUGGGUUGGAUUUGCUAGACGUGUGGCUCCAUCACGUAGCUUCGGAUUCUACAUUGUCCCAUAUAGCACCUGAUGCUAUUGAGGAUAUAGCGCGAAGGCCCAACGCACAUUCACGGAUCCGCGAAGUCUUAUGGCCCGAGAUAGACGGGAACAAUUAUGUAGCAUUAAUAAACUUCUUUACUUUACUAAAGAGGGUAGACGAAAAGGCAAUUGUCUUUGGUCUCACUGCGACGGAGCAUAUCAAAUUGUUGAAAAAGGCAAAAGCUGCCUCGCAAGAUCUCGAUUACAAACUGCUCCUACAACAACCAUCAGAGGAAGAGUUUACUACUCACAUCCUUAGUAUAAUCAAGCCGGAGAAUGUGGGCUUGCUGACUAAGUUUCUUAGGACUCUGCCCCCCACAUUUAAGAUACCGAUUACCGUUAGCGUUUUGUACACGAAAUGGCUUACGAAGUAUUUCUUUGAUGUACCCGCUGCCAAUGUGACGAACAAAAAGUGGAUGCAACAAUACCGAGAAUGCGUCAGUUAUUUCAACAAGCUGUCAAAAUACGACAUAGUGACAUUCAUUGAAAACAUCUGCUUUUCACGCGAUGCUGUACAACGAGUACCGGGUGCUACUCGUAGCUUAAUGAUAAUGCAAGCUGUGGACUACUGUCAGCAAGAACAUGAGAGCGAAGUAAAGAAAAAUAAAACGUCCCAGCCGUGGGCUCUAGUGGGCCAAGAGCUGAUGCUCUUCGCUCGUUUCCUUGACAAUUAUCACUCGUCAACGUUGCAGGCUAUAAGAGCCAGUAGUGGCAUAGCGUCCACAGAAAUAUGGCCCGAACUAGAAAUGUCCCACGGUGACGGGGUACUGUCGGUACUGAGCCGCCUGGUUUGCUAUUCCUCGCUGAAAGCAAGUUCACUCGAUUCUUUGCUACAAUGCCUCAACUUGAAGUUAGAUGUGCAUAAACUAUUCAAAUAUGCCGCUGAGAACUUUAUCAAUAACUUACAAGACACCGAGAUACUUGCAACACGAAUGACACAGUACUACAAGGAAGGUGUCAAGUUUCCAGAAGAUCUACUAGACAAUGUUCUGCAGAAGGCUUCCGAGUACGGGCUACCGCCUCAUAAGCAACUCGGCCUGCUGUCCCUCAGCCAAAAGUCAAGGUUUCAAGACGCUAGUGACCUUCUUAAAGUGGCCGCAUCCACUAUUGAUUUAUUCAGAACUGUUUGGCCUGACAACGAACAUACCGAAAGUCUCACAGAAGAUACGGUCCUGACAGCAGAAGGUCGAGAGACAGUUUUUGAAAAGUUUCUACGUGCAAGCGACACAUGGCAAAAGAAGAAAGCGCUAGCCGAUGUAAUCAAUUGUUGGCCUGUGACUUAUAACGAAGCCGGACGAAGUUUGCACUGCAUGUACAUACAGACCCUGCUGCAACAAGUGUCCGAGUACAAAGAGAAUUUAGUUCUCAUCAAAUUGUUACUCACACGGCCGAUACUCAAUGAAAUGGAACUGGGUCUAAUUAUUCAAGAUGUAGGUGAUAGUUCAGUGACAUCAGCUAUGUGGGUGUUAUUACUUAGCAAGUCUGAAAACUAUGUUUCAUUGCUAUGUGAUCUUAUCAAUAGCCACCAGGAAGCUCUUAUUAAUCAAGAGAUAGAAGAAGAUCUCAUCAAGGAAGUAUUGGAUCACGGACUGUUCGUAACAUUGGUUACGACGCCUCUAUAUACUUCAAUGAUAAUGUUUAUACUUAGUGGAGAAUCACCUCUUAACGACAACAGUGCCUGCUCGUAUACCGUGGAAGGAGCGAUUGAGGAACUAGUACAAGCUAAUUAUAUAGCAGAAGCUGGGCACCUUCAGUUAAUAUCGAAGAGCAUUCCGACACCGUUGCGUGGUUUCACUCAGACGGUCAUGUUUUGCAAGAAUAUUUUACAGUAA
Messenger RNA from Leptosia nina, 6585 nucleotides. NCBI's taxonomy places the organism in Eukaryota, Metazoa, Arthropoda, Insecta, Lepidoptera, Pieridae. The record is from the annotation of a GenBank genome assembly.